Molecule: messenger RNA, 4192 nt
Organism: Psammomys obesus (fat sand rat)
Lineage: Eukaryota; Metazoa; Chordata; Mammalia; Rodentia; Muridae
Gene: Mpeg1
Product: macrophage expressed 1
Exons: 2
Coding region: 104-2266 (720 amino acids)
Biological process (GO): defense response to bacterium
Source: RefSeq, a predicted model, not a curated record
AGAAUAGUCAGGCAGAUUUUGAAAUCGGUCAGAGUGAACGAAAAGCCAGACCAAAGCCUUCUGAUAGAGAAGAGACUUGUUGGUGAAUGCUUGGGGCUGGAAUAUGGCUGCAACUGUCUGCACCAUGAACAGCUUCAUAGCCAUGGUCCUUAUCUGGACCAUGAUAGCACAUGCUGAAGUAGACAAGCCUCUUGGAGAGACGGAUAAGACUAGAUUUCAAAUAUGUAAGGAUGCCUUGAAACUACCUGUCUUGGAGGUCCUACCAGGAGGAGGUUGGGAUAACCUGAGGAAUAUAGACAUGGGACGGGUGUUGAAACUGACAUACACCAACUGUAAGACCACAGAAGAUGGACAGUACAUCAUCCCCGAUGAGGUCUUCACUGUUCCUCAGAAGGAGAGCAACCUGGAGAUGAACUCAGAAAUCCUGGAAUCCUGGGUGAAUUACGAGAGCACCACUUCAUUUUCCAUUAAUGCAGAGCUCUCCCUUUUCUCCAAAGUCAACGGCAAAUUCUCCACUGAGUUCCAAAGGAUGAAGACACUUCAAGUAAAGGACCAAGCUGUAACUACUAGGGUUCAGGUUAGAAACCGGAUCUACACGGUCAAAAGCAGUCCAACUUCAGAACUCAGCUUGGGGUUUAUAAACGCACUUAUGGAAAUCUGUGACCAACUAGAGAAAAACCAGACGAAGAUGGCCACCUACCUGGCAGAACUCUUGGUCCUCAACUACGGCACACAUGUAAUCACUAGUGUAGAUGCUGGGGCUGCCCUGGUCCAGGAGGAUCACAUCAGGUCCUCUUACCUCCUGGACAACCAGAAUAGCCAGAGCACUGUGACUGCCUCUGCUGGGAUUGCCUUCUUAAACAUCGUGAACUUCAAACUUGAGGAAGACCACAUCACCCACAACACUUUGACCAAGAGUUAUCUUACUAACAGAACCAACUCCAGGGUGCAGAGCAUUGGAGGCACUCCGUUCUACCCAGGCAUCACCUUAGAAACCUGGCAGAAGGGCAUCACUAACCACCUGGUGGCAAUAGACCGCGCUGGCCUGCCUCUGCACUUCUUCAUCAAGCCUGACAAGCUGCUUGGCUUGCCCGCCCCCUUGGUGAAGAAGCUGUCCAAGACAGUAGAAACUGCUGUGAAACACUAUUACACUUUCAACACCCACCCUGGCUGCACAAAUGUCGACUCCCCCAACUUCAAUUUUCAAGCCAAUAUGGACGAUGGCUCCUGUGACGAGAAAGUAACCAACUUCACUUUUGGUGGAGUUUAUCAGGAAUGCACUGAACUGUCAGGGGAUGCCCUUUGCCACACCCUGGAGCAGAGGAAUCUGCUCACUGGUGAUUUCUCUUGUCCCUCUGGCUACACCUCUGUCCAUUUGCUGUCUCAGACCCACGAGGAGGGUUACAGUCGUCUGGAAUGUAAAAAGAAAUGCACCCUCAAGAUCUUCUGUAAGACAGUGUGUGAAGAUGUGUUCCGAGUGGCCAAAGCUGAAUUUAGGGCUUAUUGGUGUGCAGCCACUGGCCAAGUACCUGAAAACUCAGGACUUCUCUUUGGGGGAGUCUUCACUGACAAGAGCAUCAACCCUAUGACAAAUGCACAGUCAUGCCCAGCUGGAUGCAUCCCACUGAAUCUGUUUGAAAACCUCAAGGUAUGUGUUUCUUUGGAUUAUGAGUUGGGGUACAGGUUUUCAGUUCCCUUUGGUGGGUUCUUCAGCUGUAUAAUGGGGAACCCCUUGGUUGCUUCUGAAACAUCCAAAGACAUAGGAGCACCAUCUCUGAAAAAGUGUCCUGGGGGCUUCAGCCAACACCUGGCUGUUAUCAGUGAUGGGUGCCAGGUGUCUUACUGUGUCAAGGCUGGGAUCUUUACAGGAGGGUCCCUGCUUCCUGUCAGGCUCCCACCUUACACCAAGCCACCCCUCAUAAGCCAAGUUGCCACCAACACUGUCAUAGUGACCAGCAGUGAGACAGCCAGAUCCUGGAUUAAGGAUCCCCAGACCAACCAGUGGAAGCUGGGAGAUCCUGCGGAGCUUCACAGAGCCAUGACAGUCAUCCACGGGGACAGUAGUGGCAUGUCAGGAGGGCAAGCUGCUGGAAUCACUUUGGGAGUCAUGAUUGCAUUAGGGGUUGCCAUUGCCCUGGCCAUCUAUGGUGUUCGGAAGAACAAGAAGAAAGAAUACCGAGCAAUCGAGGAGCGAGAGAGCCUGGUUGGAAGUUUAGCAAAAGAUGCAUCAGCCCCUGACGGAGAACAGGAUCCAAGUCCAGCUUAACUGUCUCCAAAGGAAAUGACUUCUGUCAUUUCCAGCCACAGCUUCAAGCACAGCUUUCACUGGGUUUUCUCUGCUUCUGCCUUCCUAAGUACCAAAGGGCCAGUUGCAAUGGAAAGCAGGCAUUACAACCGUGGGACUUGUUUAAGCCUCUGUACCAGGAAAUUAAAGGGGCUGUUUGAACAAGGUUUAGGGAGGGGAAUGACUCAUGCGGAAAAGCUGCAGUGGGACCAAGCCAUGGAGGAGUGUGUGUGUCCAUUCUCAUGGUGUCUUGACCUGAAUCCGUGUGCAUGAAAAGAGGAGGUGUGGAGAGACUGGAUUUGGAGAUUGUGCAUUUAGUCUGAAUUCGAAAGGCUUUCUAGCUUGGGAGCUGAAGAGGUCUGUGCUGUAAGUAUGUUAUUUCUUCCACUGAGUUUUUAAAGAUGCUCUUUGGGAUUCACAAACCUAGAGACAAACGUGACCCUGAAAUGCCACAGAAGGUCUUCAUGGACAUUACUCUUUAGCUGUAAAGGACUCAGUGCUGAUUUAUAGCAUCUUCUCUGAGUCAUUUCCCAAGCAUGUGAGAAGAAAGUCGAGGCUUUCACAAAUUCCACUUCCCAACUUCCCCCAGAGCUGGGACUUAACUUACUCUAGGUCAGUGUGAACAAUGUUAACAAGCCCUCAGAAAAUAUUUGAACUUAUAAUUUUCUAUGGUGGGGUGAAGGAUGAAGGAACAGUAGGGAAACAAGUAAUAAAUUGAGGGUAAAAACUGGGGUUCUAAAGACGAGGCCAGUGUUCCAAGAAGCAUUGAAUAAGCGAGGAACCAAAUGGAGCUGUAUUUCGGAUAGAUCAAAAUUACGGUGUUAUGCUCCUCUGUUUAAAAUAUAACCCCUGACUCUCUGUGGGUGACCUUUAUCCUUCCUGUCCAGCACAAGUGUGGGUGCAGAUAGAUCCACAUGAACACCCCUCAACAUUCAAACACGAAGCUUUUAUUUUUCCUCGGGUAAAAAAAAAAACAAAAAAGUUAAAACAAGCCUCUCAUUAAGUACUCCUUCCUUCCUAAAACUAAAGGAAGUGCCGUCUUCUAGCCCUUUAGGUUUUGCUUUUUUACACUGCUUAGGAAGAGGGCUCGUGUGACUAAAAUGAAAACCAAACCAAAACCAAAACAACAACAAAACCCACAAAAACGUAAGUCGUUGCGUUAACGGGAAAAGGCACCCAGAACCAUCCGUAACAUGUAUUUCAGUCCCCUGGUGGCUUCCAGGGGGAUCUGUCAGGGUGCAUGAUUGACACACCUGGCAAUACUCGGGGUUCCUCUCCAUUUUAAUAUCUGAUUUAAUUCUCUGCAACAUGGAAAUCCCUCCACCGAUUCUUUAGCAAUCAUGUAUCCAUUCACCACAGCACAUCAUCAGUGAGCUAUCUUCUAUGAAAGAUGAUGUGUUCUCUCCUUAAUGUUUCCAAUCAGGGGUUCAUGCACACAGUAGGCCCACCUGAAGAGCUUCAAGGGGAAUAGGCGGACGUUAUUCAUUUGUUUCUAUCUAAGAUACAGCUUGGUGAAUAGCUGAAUUUGAACUCUGCCCUCCUAACUCUCAGCCAUGGGGCUGCUGGCUGCAUAACCUGUCCACCAAACCUGCCUCUUGAGCAUUAAAAUGUUCUCCUUAACCUCUGUGUACUCUGUGGGUUUGGUUUUUUUGUUUGUUUGUUUGUUUGUUUUUAUUUUUUUAAAAUGUUUCAUCCAAGCCAAUCAGCUUUCUGAAAAUACUGGCUUCCCUCUAUAAAUUCUUUAAGGAUCACUGAGUCUGCAAAGCAAGGUACAGCAGAAAACUCUCAGACCUUUUAUGCACAAGCUUCCUGUUGAAGUUUUUUAACAUUUCUUCCAUAAACAUGUAACUCUACUAACAACAACAACAAAAAUGUGUGUAGAUAUGCAUUAAAGAGUGUACUCAUCAA